This is a messenger RNA of Ipomoea nil (Japanese morning glory), 1707 nucleotides long. RefSeq lists its product as uncharacterized. The coding region runs from base 1 to 1707 and encodes 568 amino acids. The transcript has 3 exons. Lineage: Eukaryota; Viridiplantae; Streptophyta; Magnoliopsida; Solanales; Convolvulaceae. The record is from RefSeq and is a predicted model, not a curated record. Gene Ontology annotation, biological process: DNA transposition. Gene Ontology annotation, molecular function: zinc ion binding; DNA binding; transposase activity.
AUGGAUUCAGAUAUGUGGGGUAUCAUGACUUUAAGGGAGAAGGUUCAGGAGUUGGGAUAUAAGAAAGAGGACAGGAGUUUUGCUGGGGAUGAUUCUGGUGGAGGGAGUUCUGCUGGGGAAGAUUCUGAUUGGGAAACUGGAGAGUAUGGUGAACAUUUAGAGGACUUUGAAGACAGUGAUUAUGAGCAGUGCAGAGUUGAUGACCAGGAAUUUAUCAAAUUCACAUAUCCAAAUGUUGAGUAUGUAGGAGAUGGAGGUCUGGAAAUUGCUACACAGUCAACUGGAGAACAUAACCCUAUAGUUGAGGAGGUUAAUUUAUCUGAUGGUCCUAUUCCAGAGAAUGAAACUACAGCUAUAGUACAUAUAGGAGAAUCAGUUAGGCCUAUUCUUCCUCCUCCAAAUUUGCCUUCCCCAUUGUGGCUUGGAAAAUGUUAUGUGAACAAAGAGGCUUUCAAAGUGGAUGUUCACACAUAUGCUGUCCAGUUUGGAAAAGAGCUAAAGUUUAAGAAAAAUGACAAGGUUAGGUGUGUAUCUACAUGUUCCCAAGAGGGAUGUAAAUGGCAGGUAACAUGUAGGAAAGAUUCUGAUGAAGGAAAUUGGAGGGUGAGUGCCUUAAAUGAUGAGCAUUCAGAUUGUCCCUGGGUGAAUGAUAACAGGUUGAUAACUGCAAGAUUAGUUGCAAAGAGGUGGAAAAAACACAUAUCUGGAAACAGUACUUUGAAAAUGAGUGAAUUUAGAGAGACAGUGUGCACAGAGGAUCGACAUUCAAUGAGUAUAAGGCAAGCAUACAAAGCAAUGAAAAUUGCCAAGGCUGAAAUUAAAGGUGAGAUUGAAGACAAUUUCAACAGAAUAUGGAGUUAUAAAUUGGAAAUGGAAAAAACUAACCCCAAUAGCAAGUGCGAAGUCAAAUUAUCUGAUCUUGAAUGUGAGGGAGAUGCUAAUGAAGGAAUAUUUCCAAUUGCAUAUGCAAUAGUGGAAGGAGAGAACAAAGAUUCUUGGUGGUGGUUUUUACAUCUUUUGAAAACGGACCUGCAAAUUGACAAUAUCUCUAAACAUAAAUAUACCUUCAUGUCUGAUAAGCAAAAGGGGCUUAUUCCAGCUUUUGAAGAAGUGUUACCAAUGGUUUCUCAUAGAUUUUGUGUUAGGCAUUUGCAUGCCAACAUGAAGGUAGCUGGCUUUGGAGGAAUGGCAGUUAGGGAUGCAUUAUGGAAAGCUGCUAGGACCACAACUGUACCAACAUUUUCACAGGCCAUGAGGGAGUUAAAAGCAUUAGAUGUACAAGCUUUUGCAUGGUUGGGAGAUAAGCAUCCUUCUACAUGGUCUAGUUCUCAUUUCUCUACAGAUGUGAAGUCUGAUGUCCUUGUUAAUAACUUAUGUGAAUGUUUCAAUGCAAUGAUAUUGGAUGCAAGGGACUCACCACUUAUACAUUGCUUGGAGAUUGUGAGGAAACAUAUUAUGAUGAGGUUAUUUGCAUGUAGACAGCAAGCACUGAAAUGGAAUUCAAAAUUAUGUCCUAAUAUUGCUAAGAAACUUGAAGCCAUUGAGGAACAAGCAGGAGGGUAUUGGGGAAUCCAAAGUACUGCAGUUUUAUUUGAAGUGAAGGGGGCUUAUGACCAACAUCAAGUUGAUUUAUAUGCAAAAACAUGCUCAUGUAGGAAGUGGGAUCUGACCGGUAUACCCUGCAGACAUGUUAUAUGUGUUCUAUAG